This is a messenger RNA of Musa acuminata AAA Group (dessert banana), 5523 nucleotides long. Its product is annotated as putative MO25-like protein At5g47540. Gene Ontology annotation, molecular function: protein serine/threonine kinase activator activity. Gene Ontology annotation, biological process: intracellular signal transduction. Bases 4413 to 5219 code for a protein of 268 amino acids. The record is from RefSeq and is a predicted model, not a curated record. The transcript has 7 exons. Lineage: Eukaryota; Viridiplantae; Streptophyta; Magnoliopsida; Zingiberales; Musaceae.
ACUUAAUUCUUUUUCUUACUUCUCCACAAUUUUAUGCUCACCAGUUAAUUAAGCUAGAGUUUACAUCUUUUGAUUUUCUAACUAGUUUUGCUGUUGCACAUUAACAUAGUAUCAAAAAAGUAGGAGGUACCUAGUGUACUCUUCAUCUCCUGUAGUAAGUACUACUGUGAGUGGCUCAAAACUAUUCUGUUUGCAUUUUGAGCAUACAGAUUGGGACGGUUCUUUUAGCAUAAGUUUUAUGUUGGUAGAUUUAUGGAUUACAAAUGAUUUGAUUAGGUAAUAUACAAAUUCCCAUUUCUCACAAAACUCCCCGAUUCAGGUUGGGCCUGGAUCGAUCAUCAAAAAGUUUAAAGUAAUAAAAAAUUCCACAAAACAAAAUAAUGGAUGUAAUGUAUAAAAUUAGUAAGACCAUGCAUGCUCUUUUGAAUUUUUGAUACAAUGUUUAAAUAAAAAGUAUAAAUUAGCUUGUAUUGAGAAAUAUACUGAGAUAUUAAAGAAUUAAAGAGAAAAUAAAAUACUCAUCUUUUUAAACAUGAUAUAAUAGAUGAAAAAAAAGAACCUAUGUUUUUAAGAAAUUGAACUUUUUAAUACCAUUUGCAUUCCUUUCAAAUAUUAAAAUUUUUUUACAUGAGAAAUUUAAUAAGUUGAAAGAUAAACUUCCUUUUGCUGUAAUGGAGAAGAUAUUCUGUGCUUUUUCUAGUUUCUAGUCUCAGUGUGAUCUAACUAUUCCCUUUCUGGUUAUUUGAACUUUAUCCUGUUUGCAAAUUCUCAUUUUUUUUGUCCUACAUCCAUUAGUUUCUUGCUGACCUAUGACUCUCUUCGUCUUUUUCCAUGAAUCGUUCUUCUCUUCGUCUCCUUUAAUCAUUCUCAAUAUACAUACUGGGGCUCUCAUCAUAAUGGUCUGAUCAUGACAUGAAAUCCAACCACUACGUAUCGUGCCCAUUGAUCAGAUAGGGUUUGAAUUAAUCAAAAUUAUUGGUUAGUAGAUUGAUGACCUAGACCCAAAUUUUUGCAGAUCUAGUUAAAAGAUUGCUAUGCCUACAUACUAUACCAACGUUAAGGUGGCAUGAGGUUUGCAUGCAUGCCAUGCCCCUUGCAUACCAUGGUAUAUUCCUCAGGAGGGUCAUGAAACUGAAUGACACAAGAUAUACAUAUUACUACAGUAUGUGUCAAGUUGUUCGGUACCAUAUGGGCGAUAUGGGGAUGGGGCAUUUACAUAAAUUUAAGUUGAAUUUCUGGAAUUUACCCUUUGGUAUCUAUUUGUCUCUAGAUGCUCAAUUUUGACUUUGCACAACCUUUUACAGAAUUAAGUCAGUUGAGUGAUAACUAUUCAGUGAUUAGCCUAUGUUAUAAGACUAAUAGCAAAGUUGGAUGAGAAUCUAUAUUCAUAUGUGAUAAGAGAGAAUAUUAGUGGUUUUAUAGAGUUUAUAAUUGGUUCUUGAAAGAAGGUGAUGGAACUCUAUUGGGAAUUUUCCAUGUUUCACACGAGAUUGAUUUACGGGACAUUAUUGGAAGAGGGAGAUAUUUAAGCAUAGCAAUAAUUUUGAAGUACAAUGUGGCAAGUUGAUGACUGUUUAGUUCUAUGUUUUUAAGAAUUCUCUGACUUGCAUAGAUUUUCACUUAACAAUUGUAAUUAAAUUGAGAGUUUUCAGAUAUGGAAGUUAAUACUAGGAAUGAGAUGCACUUGCCCUAGUUAUUCAAUUGAUUUUUUUUUAUUCAUCUCUGUAGUUGAAUACCUCAUUCAAGAACUAUUUUUCAGCCUACCUGUAGGAAUCAAUAGAAAUCCACUUUAAUUAUUUGAUUCCUCUUUACCUACAAAAACUCGUAUUUGAUAAAUAAUUUAUUAUUUUACUCUAAGCUCCAGUUUUUCUAGUGAAAACAUAUCACCCUAAGUAAAUCAUCUCAUGGCUAUUGAGGAUGAAUCAAAUCAUAUGAUUGUAUUUCUUAAUCUUUCUAACUUACUUUUAUGGUAUUAAGGUUGAAAGGUCUUUUAUAACCGCUGAUGAAUGACGGUAUUGAUUCAUGGGUUGGACUGGUACAUACAAGUCAAUGCCAAUCUUGGAACUGCAUCCACAAUAUUGUAUUAUACACUAUGUGUCAUUGAUGCAUCUUUGUGGUAACAAUUGUUGCCUUAUCCUCAUUAAGAACACUUGUCCGAGGAGCCUUGUGAGACGAGUAUGAAUGUGACAUGUAUAGUUAGGGAUGUUGGAAUGCACUAUAACUUUUGUUGCCAUUAUUGACUUGUUGAUAUGUAUCAUAAGAACGAUUAAACUCAAAAAAGAAUGAGCAACUAUCACCAAACAUCUAAUGACCAUAGGAUCCUCCAUAAUAUAAAGGCUAUAAAUACGAUGAACUCUCAUUAAUGCCAACAUCGUAAAGGUUCUAUCGAAUCCGCCCAAAGUCAUUGACUACCUUUCCUUUUCUUUUAUCCUUUUGACUAUAAAUGAUAUAUGUGGAUUCUUGAGCUAUGAUUUGAAUUUUGGUUGACAUGCAUAGAGUGCUUCUCCUUUGUGUUGAAUCUCGAAUUUUGAUGAUAAAAUCAAUUGAUGAAGUUAUGAACUAAUAUGCGUUUAAGAUAAGUGACGCAGGAAAAACUUUGAUCGUGGACUUGAAUCAUGGAAGCAGAAUCUAACGUUGUGUCGGAGAGCAUCAUGUCGGAUGAUUGGUCAACGUGCUAGAGGAUAAACUUCGUGCCAUGAGUUUGAGUAUCGGGCUAGAAGAAUCGGGUAUUGCACUAAGAUGAUCGGGUGUUACGGGAAGUCAACAUACCGAUUGGGCAGUAUGUCGAAUGAGAGGAUGAAGUGCCGAAGGAUCAGACGAAGUGCCGGUUGUACUAAUGACAUACCGGACAACGUAGGCUUCAUGAUUAUAAUUAAGUCUUGGUCAAAGUUUAGAGUCUAAUUGAGUCGGUUUUGGGGUGUAACCAUGCCAACUCAAUUAGGGGCCCAUUGGGCCUGAGUUUGGAUUGUUUUGGGCCAAGUAGAAGGCCUAUUCAAUAACAAGGUUAGGUAGAAUCACCUAUGAGCUGGAAAAGUCGAGGGCACACUUUUCCAAGCUGUUAGGCGAUGGUAUCGCCAGACUUAGCGGUGGUACUGCCUAGUGUCAGUGUGUCAGGCGGUGGUACUACCCAGCACAGGCGAUGGUACCGCCUAGUGGCAAUGCUACAGACGGUGGUACUGCCCAGCAUAGGCGAUGGUACUGCUAGGACUCGGAAAACUCGAGAUGAGACCUUUUUUGGCUCUAUUUUUGAAACCAUUUGGGGUCUAUAAAUACUCCAGUUAUUUCUGCUUGGGAGAGCACGAAAUUGAGUUGAAAGGGGGGAAAGAAUACUUGAGAAAAAUUGAAAAUUCUCUUAGGAUUUAGAGUCUAUUUCUCCUAGAGUUAGAAAUUUUCUAACGGAGGAGUGAGGUCUAAAAGAGAGGUGGAAAGGUUCUCUCCUGAGCCUGUGAAAAGGAGAAAGAGUUGUAAGAGGGUAGUUGAUCUUCGCCCGUUGAAAGAAGAUCGGUAGUGAAUGCCGGUGGCCUCGACGAAAGAGGAAUCGGGAGUGAACGUAGGUCACGACGACUGAACCACUAUAAAUCUGGUUUGCAUUUACUUUAUGCUUUUCAUUUACAUUGCAAAUUGAUUUCUUACUUUCACUAUGCUUACAAACGUGUUUUCAAGUUAACAUCUUUCCGAUAUGGGCUUUAUCUAACAAAGUUUUCGAAUCGACGUAAUUUUACGAAAGCACUAAUUCACCCCCCUCUUUUAGUGUCGAUUUCAGUCCUAACGGUUGGUAUCAUAGCCAAGUUUUUCUUAAUUGAUUUAACACCCAAGAGAAUGGCUUUUACUGGCAAUCUAGAGGGUCACUCUAUCAUUCGUCCUCCUAUGUUCAAUGGGACGGACUAUACGUAUUGACAAACACGAAUAAGAGUUUUCUUGCUUUCUAUGAAUUUUAAUUUAUGGAAUAUCGUUGAAAAUAAUUUUUAAAAGUCUUUUAAACCAAUGAAUGAAUGAAAUGAUUUGGAGAAGAAAAUUUUUUCUUUAAAUACUAGAGAUAUGAACGCUCUAUUUUACGUUUUAGACAAAAAUAAGUUUAAUUGUAUUUCUUUAUGCGAAACUGCACAUGAGAUUUGAUGCACACUAGAAGUAACUCAUGAAGACAUGAAUAGAGUUAAAGAGUCUAAAAUAAAUCUUUUGAUGCAUAAUUUUGAAUUGUUUCGAAUAAAGCCAAGUGAAAUUAUUGUUGACAUUUACACCUAUUUUACGGAUGUCGUCAAUAGUUUGAAAGCUCUUGGAAAAUGGUUUUUUAAUCUUGAACUUGUAAACAAGAAUCUAAGAUCUCUUCCAAAGAGUUGAGAUCCAAAAGUAACGGUAAUACAAGAAGCAAAGGAUUGAACAACUUUCUGCUUGAAGAACUUAUCGAUUCUCUAAUGACAUAUGAAAUGAUAUAUUUGGCACAUGACGAACAUGAGAACAAUCUUCCAAAGAAUAUGAAGGAUUUGACACUUAGAAUAAAAAAAGAUCACUCGAGUAAAAGCUCAAGUGAUGAUGACCUUGAACUCCUCACAAGAAACUUCAAAAAAUUCAUAAAACAUGAACUUAAGAACAAAAACGAACUUAAAAAUAAGAAGCUGCCAAAGAAGAAGAAAAUACUUAAGGUGACUUGGGACGAAUCGAGUACAUCCAAAGACGAGGAGCAAACCAACAAAGGCGAGGUGGCGAACUACGUCUUAAUGGCUCUCGAUGACGAGGAGCUCAUGACAAGGCAUAAAUCAACUGUUGCGGAAUAUCUUUCUAAAAAUUAUGAAUGGGUAAUUGAUCUCUUUCUUCUGGGUCUGGAGGCUUUUUUCCUCAUUUUUCUUAUUAUGGAAUUUAACUCAAGGCUGUUAUCAUCUCCCAAUUACAUCACAAGAAGGCAAGCUAUCAAGCUUUUAGGUGACAUAUUACUGGACCGGUCAAAUUCUGCAGUUAUGGUGCGCUAUGUUAGCUCAAAAGACAAUCUUAUGAUUCUAAUGAAUCUCCUCAGGGAAUCAAGUAAGAAUAUUCAGAUAGAAGCAUUUCAUGUAUUUAAGUUAUUUGUUGCUAAUCAAAAUAAGCCACCUGAGAUAACAAGCAUUUUGACUACAAACAAAAGAAAACUUCUUCGUCUACUCCAAGAUCUCAAAUUAGACAAAGAAGACGAACAGUUUGAAGGAGACAAAGCCCAAGUCAUCCAAGAGAUAGAAGCACUUGAUUAAGAGAAUCUCUCUUUAAUUGAGUUCGUGGAGUGCUGUUAUUUUUCACUCUUAUGCUGGAACUUGGUACCACACUUAUUCAAUGAUUUCCUGUAUGGUAUGCAGUGCUAUAUGUUUUAUCUACCAAGAAGGAUGACGAUGAUAUAUGUUACUGUUGUUUCUUUCCAUAUUUCAUCACGCCUCUUUAUAUGCUGGCUAUUGUUGUGCAAUCAAUCAUAAAGACUUUGUAUUGGGGAUGUGAUUGAUUGCAUUCUUUUGUUUCUUGGCCAGAAAAUUAAUAAAGCAUAGGCAUUCUUUCGUUUGUUCA